AUGCCAGCUCCCGACAUUGUGGAAGUUGCGCCCAUAGAGACAGCACCCCUCACUAGACUUCCCUUUGAACCCAUCACCAAAUCUCACAUUCUGAAUUGCUCAUAUGAUAAUUGGCAACCAAAAUAUCGAUCCUCAACUCUCAAAUCUCGAAUCAUCCCUCUCACCCCAGAGUUCCUUUCAUACCUUCGAGAAGAUGGCAUAGUUCUUCCAUCUGAGAUUGCUACAUUUCCUCCGCCAGAAACUUACAAUAACAACUCAACUAGCGAUGGCUGGGACGAAGACACAGAUUCACACCCAGAUCCCUCCGAGAAAUUUUUGGAAAUUCACAAGCAAAUACAAGAGACAAUUGCAGAGCUGGGCGGUACAGUAGUGCCCAAACUCAACUGGUCAGCUCCAAAGGAUGCUACAUGGAUCAGUCUAAAACAGAAUAGUAUGGAGUGUAAUACACCAAACGACAUUUACCUCCUUCUCAAAUCUUCCGACUUUAUUACCCACGAUUUAGAAUACGCUUUCGACGGUUGCGAUGAAGAUCCCACCUUCACGAAAGAAAAUACAAAAUAUGUUUUAGUCUUACGGAAAUGGUUUAAAGUUAAUCCAUCAUGCGAGUUUCGAUGUUUCGUUCGAGAUCGAAAGAUCAUUGGCAUAUGUCAAAGAGAUCUGAAUUAUUUCGAGUUCUUGUUUCCUCUCAUCCCAACAUUGAGAGAAGCAAUCCAAGCAUACUUUGAUAAAGCUCUCAAAGAUACCUUUCCAGACCGUAACUUCUCAUUUGAUGUUUAUAUACCGGAUCCAUUUGACAGAGUACGGUUAGUGGAUAUAAAUCCCUGGGCACCUCGGACAGAUCCGCUUUUGUUCUCCUGGCUAGAACUGCUCACUCUUUCUGUACCUUCGCCGUUACUUGGUGUUGCAGAUUCAUCAUCAGUGCCGUCAUUGCCUGCUCAAAGUAGUGAUGAAGAUGACGAAACAGACGAUGUUGAGGAGAUUGGAUGGAUACCCGAGUUUAGAUUAAUCAAGAAAGAUGAUCCGGAAGCAUACAGCUUUGCAAGUCCACAAUACAGUGCACACAAGAUGCCAAAAGAAGUGGUGGAAGCCGGUGCAAGUGGAGAUGGUGGCAUGAGGGAAUUUGCGGAUAAUUGGCAGAGAAUGUUGAACGGUGAGGUAGAAAUGAUGAGACCUGGGGAAGAUAGCGAUGAUGAAGAAGAUGAUGAAUGA
Sclerotinia borealis F-4128 is the source of this 1209-nucleotide messenger RNA. The record is from the annotation of a GenBank genome assembly. Lineage: Eukaryota; Fungi; Ascomycota; Leotiomycetes; Helotiales; Sclerotiniaceae.